This is a messenger RNA of Colletotrichum scovillei, 3007 nucleotides long. RefSeq lists its product as uncharacterized. Bases 540 to 2438 code for a protein of 632 amino acids. NCBI's taxonomy places the organism in Eukaryota, Fungi, Ascomycota, Sordariomycetes, Glomerellales, Glomerellaceae. The record is from RefSeq and is a predicted model, not a curated record. The transcript has a single exon.
UUUAUGUCGGUUGCGCGUGCCCUCUCCCCCUUCCCCCCUUGCCAGACUAAGAAGUAUCUCUUUUAAGCAUUCCAUUCCACGCAGGAGUCGGGACCUGAUAUGCUUGAGGUUGAUUCCCCUUUGUUGUUGUCAUUAGCAUUCUGGUAUCUGUCUCGGUGCUACGCUGCCUGCCUGUCAAUACCUUACCAAAUCAUCCACACGCACUACCCACCAUCACCAUCACCACCCUCACCAGUGCACCACCACAAACCUACACACCAUCAUCAACAGGUUGCCCUGGAUAGUUUCACUCGGAAUUUUCUUUGCAACCACCUCGACGAACGCACAAAUCAACGAGGCUGCCACCAAGCCUACUUAGCUCGAGUCGCCUGUCUGCGCCUCUGGUCCCCGGUUCCCCCCUCGCGUCCGUGGAAGCGCAACGGCACUUACACGAAACUAUUCUCGACCUGUUACCUAGCUCUUCGCCUCGCUUCACUCCCACCUCAAAGAGCCGCCCUAUCUAGUCAUCAGGACCGUCCUUUUACUACCAACCGCCCCAAAUGACUCCCUACUUUGACGUCUCCCAUCUUCCCUCCUCAACGUCCUUCUACUCCGCCAUUUUCCAAUCUCUGGGCAUCCACUAUAUAUCCACGGAUUCCCAGACCGCUCCCCCGGACGCCAGCGCCAGCGCCAACGAAGGCGCCGACACCGACUCCAAGACAGCCAUCACCACUUCAGGCCCUGGCAGACUUCCCAGCACCGUCACAUACGGUAUACUAUCCCCGCUCACCCCCAUUUUCCAGAUCCGCGAGGCCCGCAAUUCCAGCGAGCCCCUGAAGCUCUCUCGCGCCGUCUUUUCUGCUUCCUCCCCCACCGCUGUCACCGACUUCCACGCCUUUGCCGUCCGGGCCAAUCCGAACCUGCUGUCCAGCGUCCCGGCUGAUCACUUCACUCGUCCCGCUUUAAUCACUCAAAGUGGCGAUAUCCACCGGGCUACUGUGACCGACUUGGACGGUAACACCAUGGAAGUUGUAUAUCAACCCCCUCCCAACUAUCCUCCCUCCUACGCUGGCUCUACUGUUCGAAAGACACAGUCUACCACGGAGGAGGCUGGCCGCAUUCUGGAUUGGAAUUACGACGUUGCAGCAUCCGAGCCCCCGCCGCCGCCUUCUGUUUCCGGUUCCGCUGCUGCCGGGACCUUUUCAUCAGUCUUCGCCAUGGCCGCUCGCUCUGGGUCAUUUCCCGGUAACGAACCUCCUUACACAAUGCUUCGUCGAAGCGUCACCACCUCGGUCAUCGAAUCGCCAACCAAAAGAGACGAAACCCCAUCUCAGCCCUCUCCAUCGAGCGGUGGCAUCGCCACAAACACCCUUGUCGGAAGUCUUCUAGGUGCAGCCGUUGGUGCCGCCGCCGGCGCUGCCGUCACCUACGGAAUGAUGCGCAAGGAUCGUGCACGAGCUCCGCGCCAGGAGUUUGACGGCUCCGGAGCCGCGCCUCCGUUUCAACGCCGUUCCACCUUCCCCGAUCAAUAUACCGAUCCGCAGGCCGGACGUUAUGUCGAAGUCGAGAGGACCGUCGAGAAGAUCCGGUACCCAGAGGCGUACCCGGCACUAUCGGACAACCGAGCACCUCCCCAGUACAUGGCCAAGUACAGCCAGGUCGGCGCUCGCAGCCGUGCCGCAGAUGACUUGUACGACGACACCCGCAGCCGGCACUCGUCUCGCUAUCAGCUCGAAAGAGGCAGCAGUGUUCGUUCUCGCAGCCAAGCCGCCGUUCCCCGAACCGCCCCCCUUAUGCUCACUGAUUACGAGCACCAAAGUAACGCAGGCUCAAGACACAGCAUGGCCGGCAGGUCGGCCGUGCCCCGCACCAUCGUUGACGAUGCCGGCACCUACGUCUCAGCCCGAAGCGGGAGGUCUCAAUCCACCAUCCGUCCGCCCCCGCCCACUGUUGAGACGAUAUUGGGCGGGCGGAGCCAAGCACCUAGCCGUGCACCCAGUCGCGCGCCGACUAUGGCCCCGAGCCUUGUCCCGAGCCGCGCACCCACCAAGGCGCCGAGCAUGGCACCGAGCAAGGCGCCGAGCAGGGCGCCUAGCAGGCCUCCGACUGUUGUACGUAGCAGAGCUCCUACUGUGGCACCCAGCCGAGCUCCGAGCAUGGCACCCACUCAGGCGGCGCCGGCUACUGUUGUCCCUAGCAAGGCACCCAGCAGAGCACCGAGCAGAGCUCCAACCAGAGCUCCAAGUAGAGCCCCAACGGCAGUUCGAAACACUCAACCCGUCUUCGCCUACCCCCCUGCCACGCGAGCACCGACCUAUGUGUCAGCACGCGGCCCUCCUCCGCCAAAGAGCCGCAUUGACAGUGGCCGUAGUGCUUGGGAAGAUGACGCCAUCAGCGUAGCACCAAGUGAUAGCAUCAGCUGUAUCGGCAGCAAGACCAGCAGGCGUCAAUAUCAUUGACGAGAUGGAGAAGUGCAGUGGAUUGUCUUCCACCGGAAUGUUUUGGUACAGCUGUUGAAGCUGGCAAGACUUCCAAAGUCGAGCGACUCAAAAUUAUGAACAGAUUACUCGGCCGCACAGCACGAGUGCCGAUGUUAUUGCAAUAUACAUUUCUUAUUUAGAGGCUGUCUUUCACGAUUUAGGCGCGGAUACGGAUGCAUGGCAUGGCAUGACAGUUGUUCUAUUUAUAAGGGACGAUGACCAGAUGAGGCUGAAGCCGGGUCAAUGGGGAUACGAUUGUGACAUAUGGGGGUCAUGUUGAGACACUUUUGCUUGCUUGUGGACUGUUCAAGGUUGAGAUAGAUACUAGAAAAGCUCUUCACAAGGCUGAUCUCGCUGACAUGGGCAUCCACGGAGGUCUACCAACUUCUUGAAUGCGUAUAAGUGUUUUCUUGUCUUGGGCCAAGUUUAUGGAAAUGCUAGACCGGUGCCGACUCGUGUUCCUCAGCUCUUGGUAAAUGGAUAGUCUGGUUGGAUGACAGGCUGGACCAAAGCUUUGGACUGUUUGGUUAUCAUCGUCACCAACAGAA